Nicotiana attenuata is the source of this 2754-nucleotide messenger RNA. Its product is annotated as hyaluronan mediated motility receptor. The coding region runs from base 299 to 2494 and encodes 731 amino acids. The transcript has 4 exons. Gene Ontology annotation, molecular function: GTPase activity; GTP binding. The record is from RefSeq and is a predicted model, not a curated record. Lineage: Eukaryota; Viridiplantae; Streptophyta; Magnoliopsida; Solanales; Solanaceae.
AGAAUUCUUGAUUUUUUUUUUUUUUCUCUCCUUUUACUCAGUUAUAGUGGCAGAGCUUUUUAACUAAUUUUGCAGACAUAUAACAAGUGUAAAGUCCAUGCCUUUGGCAUUUUCUGUCAACUUAUACAUUUGGAUAACAGAAAUGGUACCUAACUCUGCUAUUUUCCUUGUGACUUCUCCCUCAGGCUUAAAAGCUGGAAUUUUUAGUCCUAAAUGUUAGCUUAGAAUUGUGGGGUUCUUUUGUUUUUCAGCUGAAGAAAUCUUGAGCUCACUCUUUGGAGAGAACAUAAAUUGAUUAAUGGAAGAAAAGGGUGUCUCAAGUUUUUGUCUCAAGGAUGAAAAGACUGAGUUAUUACUUAAACUUGAGAAUGCACAGAAAAAAGUUGAAGAAUUGAAGAGCUUAAGAAGGGAAGAUGCAAAAGCUAAUGAGAAAGUUGUUGGUAUAUAUGCUGCACAAGAACAGUGUUGGUUUAAUGAGAGGAAGAAACUUAGGCAGCAAAUUGGUGCUUUUAUGAAUGAAUUGAGAGUUCUUGAAAAGCAAAAGGAUAUAAUUAUUGCUGAUCUGAAUAACAAGUUGGAGGAGAGCAAUGUAUUGUUGCAGUCAAAAGAUAAAAUCAUAGAGGAAGAAGGGAAAAGGCAUUAUGAUUUUGAAGAAAAGGUGAAAAAGGCUGAAGCUUUAGCAGAAGAAUUGAGGAACACGGCUAAGUUUGAUGCUCAGAGGCACACUAAUGAGAUCUCUAAACACAAGACUGCAUUCAUUGAACUGGUGUCUAAUCAACGGCAGCUUGAGGCAGAGAUGGGGCGCGCUCUCAGACAAGCUGAAGCAGCGAAGCAAGAGGUUAAUUCUGCGCUGGAGCAAAAGGAGAAGUCGAUCUUGAUGACUCAAAAACUAUCGAUGGAGCUAGUUAAAAUGCGCAAGGACUUGGACCAGAAAGAUCAAAUUUUGUCAGCUAUGCUUAGGAAAUCCAAACUGGAUACAGCAGAAAAACAAAUGCUUUUAAAAGAGAUCAAAUUAUCAAAAGCCAAGAGAAAGCAGGCUGAGCUAGAGAUGGAGAGAUGGAAAUCUGCUUCAGAGUCUAGAUAUGAGAGACAUUCAUUAAAAAGUAUGCUGUAUAAACGUAUGAAUCCAAAGUUGGAGACUGGAAAAAGCAGAUCACAAAAGACGGAUUAUCUUAUCGAUGAGCAGCCUGAGUGUACAAAAGAGCCAGAACUAUUUUCUCAUAUUUCUGAUAGAUUCUUUACUGAGGAGACUCAAGAAAUACUCACAAAUGAUGUUGAGGACUUAGAGAAUUGGGUUCGAUCAGAGGCUGAAAAAUACAGUAUUGCAGUUGACCAAAGGCAUCAUAUGGAGCUUGACGCUUUUGCUGAACAAUUGAGACUCAAAGAUGAGAAGUUAGAAGCUUUCCGUUGGCGCCUGCUCAGUAUGGAACUGGAAUCAAAGAGGUUACAGUCGCAUAUUGAAGUGCUGGAUCAUGAUCUAGUUCAGCUCCGGCAAGAAAAUAUGAAGUUAGAUGGAUUGCUAUUGGACCGAGAAGUAGAAUUGCAAUCCCUCAGGCAGCAACUAGCUGAGUAUUUUCUUGAUUCCCAAAAGUCCAAUGCAAAUGCUUGUCCAAAAGACCAGGACUUAGCCAAUCAUACAGUUUGGUCCAAUGUAGCAGUUAUAAAGACAAAACAUGGAGAGAAAGAGCAAGAAACAAAGAAUUAUCCUGAGGAAAUAUCUCAAAAGGUAAAGAAUGGAAGAAAAGUUGACACCAGAACAAAUAACCCCCAAAAAGACAUAAUUUUGACUCUACAGAAUGGAGCCUCAAAUACGAAUGCUAAUUCUAGUGCAGAACACUUCAGUGUAGAGGAUGCUCAGAAUGGUGUAACAUCAACUUCAGAAGGUGAUAGUGAAAUUAAGAAAAAGAAAUCUCUUUGGAAAAUGGAUUUACAUGCUCUUGGAGUUUCAUACAAAAUCAAGAGGCUGAAUCAGCAAUUUAUCAUGCUCGAGAGGUUGACAGGAAAGCAAGAACGUCCUGGAAAUAGUGAAAACAAUGAUAAUGAACGAUCUGGUACGAGAGGAUUUUAUGCAUUGAUGUCCUUAUUGAAUAAACAAGUUGCUCGUUACGAGUCCCUUCAGACGAAAAUUGAUGAUCUAUGCAAGCGGAUGCAUGAUAAUGACCUGAAUGUAAAUUGCGGAAGUUCAGUUACACGAAAAACGAAGGAAGAAACUAAGAUGCUAGAGCAAUUUCUUGAAGAAACAUUUCAGCUGCAAAGAUACAUAGUAGCAACAGGACAGAAACUGAUGGAAGUCCAAACAAGAAUUGCUUCUGGAUUUGUUGGAGCUGCAGAAGAGCUUGAUACACCUGCAAGUUUUGAUGUGAAGCGGUUUGCGGAUGGUAUUAGAACACAUUUUAGGGAAGUACAGAGAGGACUUGAAGUUCGUAUAUCACGAAUUAUUGGUGAUCUUGAAGGAACUUUAGCCUGUGAUGGCAUCAACCAUUUCAAGAGAUAGUGCUGCGAUCGAACCUUCCAAUCAUGCAUUGAGGCAGAAUCUAAGUUUACAUGGUGCAGCAACAGCAGCAAAUCAUUGAUCCAGUCCCAUAUAUACAUGUAAAUAUCCAGCAACUAUAAAUUCCAAUAAUUCGCGUACAUAGAGAAUUGCUGCAUCAUCUGUAGGACUAUCAGUGUAUCACCUAUUUGGCCAUUGUUACAUUUGCUUUCCAUAGUUUUUUAAAUGAAUGAAUGCCGAUAGUGAUAUUACUUGUGCAUGAA